GAAACUGUGCUGGCGGCAGACAAACUGAGCUGGAAGGCGUGGUUUGGGCGGCCAAUAACGUGCGGUGUUCGUACCUCGCGGUGGUCAAUGUUCCCACCUGACUAGGGUAACAAUACAUGACGCCUCCCCCCUGACCGACUGAAGCGUCCUCGGGGUAUGCUCUGGAUGCUUGGACACUGGCGACGAUGCUGGCUGGACUCCUCCCCCUUUCUUCCUCCCGAGGUAUAAAGCCUGAAGUCCGGCCCGAGAUCCGACAUUCGUUUUACUCGACAUCGAUCUUUUUCGACUUCGACGACUUCGAUCAUCCCCUUCUCUCCACGAGACGUCGGUGAAUUAUUACCUGACUACAGCUGGCAAGAUGAUCUUCAACCCUGCUGACUAUGUUGAUUGCAAUAACAAUACCAUUGAUCAGGUCCCAGUAGUCCCACCACAAGCCCCUAAGAAAGGGCCCAACCCAAAACCCUGCAACCCACGCAUCUGGCCAGGAACAAAUCAGCAGAUUCGGGUGCCCAAGAUCAGGAAACCCUUGUUCCCCCCUCCAGGCUACAUUGCUCCAGAAGACAAAGUGCCCCCCAAGGCUCCCCGCGCACUUAGGAUCAGGAGACCAGCUCUCAGUAGGAACCAAGCGAGCCGCGCCCUGGUCAAAAACCUCUUCAAUGAAGGUUAUUUCGAUCAAGUCUUUGAGCAAAACCAGCAGGACAACCAGCAUGACCAUGAUAACCGUGAUAACCGUGAUAACCAGGACGAACAGCCUGCAGACCCAAGACCUAGUGACCGCCAGGAAGCUCCGUGUUCAGCUUAAUCUGGAGAUGAUUUGUUGAUUUGUUUUACUGUUUUAUUGCAAUGUGUCUGUAAAUAUUUUAUUCUUAUUUCUGCCUGUUUCAUUUUAUUUCUAUAUCAUUUAUGAAAUUAAGAUUUCCGAGUUGGAGUGUCGACAGAGAACUGUUGUGUUCUUUUGCUUUCCUUUGGCAGUAAGGCUAUGGCCAGUGUCAUUGUGGGUCGUUUCAGACUUCUGCUGUCGAAACUCGACUCUCUUGGCCUUUGGUUUGUUCCUUUGCACAGUGCAUGUCUAGGACAACCAUAAAGUUAGGCCGUAAUGCCUAUCAUUAUCUUGUGUUCUCUUAUUGUAGGGGACAAUUUAAAGCCUUACUUACAUUCCAUCCCCAGCCGUUUCUCUUGGACUGCAAAGCUCAGCACGUAUUCUUUGUCAGACUUUCCAACACAAGCUUAUAGACUUUUUCUAACAUGCUAGCUUAUCCUACGAAACCACUGAUAAUAUGUAAAAUUAUAUAGGUUCGAUGACCCUUUUAAUGUUAUAAGGUUAGUUAAAAAGGCAACACCUUUAAAAUUAACGUCCGUUUCCGAAAUGCCAGAUCCAAAUGGGUUUUUUUCGGGCAAAAGAGCCCUUCCCAAAGACAUAGCCUCGGAUCGAGGUGAGCAUUGAACCCCCGAACCAUCAAGCUAAUGGUUACGGGUUUGGAACCCUAACAAUUAGACUAACGCCACCUAAAGAGCAGUCGUCCCAACAUUUUGAGGCGAAUAUCUCUCCCACCCAAUCUUGACAAACCUAUGUUCUUGUUUUCUUUUGCAUGGGAAUAGACCUUGAAUUAUAUUCAUAUAAGAAGAACUGAUGUACCCCAAAAUCUUUGUUGAAUUUCGUGUGGAUCUACAUUAUUCAGGAGAGGAGUAGAGUUGCACUUUUUUUAAAAGCCAAAGAGCUUUCAUUGCUUUUACUAUGCUCAAUCCCAAAAUAAUCUUAAACACUGACAAUUCUGCUGUUUGUUUCUCCCAAAGUGCCAUUGGAUCAACUUUACUCUAUGCAUGGAUGUACAACUGAUCUCAAAGAAUUUAUUUCUACACAUGUGUAAAUAGAGUUAUUAUUCCAAUGAGUGCAACUGGUCUCAAAAAUUAUAUUUCUACGAAUUUAUAUACAAAGAGACAUUCUUAUAUUAUUAGUGUAUACCGAUAUUUUUUUUAACGCCAUACAACGAUUUCUUCCCAUUCGUGCAUACAAUAAUUACAAUGUGCGCACGCAUCUCCUUGUUGCCAUACCUUAACCCUUCACUUUGACUUACACAAAAUACAUUUUGGGAGUUCUACAUUUGUGCCACAUGGCUUUGUAAUUGAUGUACGUUCUAGUCUAGAACACUUACAGUGUGAUUAUACGCAAAGUACAUUAUGUAUGGGAGUUCUACCUUUGUACUUCAUGACGGCUUUGUAUAUUUGAGAACGUUCUAGUCUAGUUGGUUGCCCUAAGUUCUCCGUCUUGUACUGUGAUCCCCCUAGUGUCAUUUGCAAAAGAUCAGGCAUGAAGAGUUCCAUUGUGUGCUAUGUUUGUGAAUGAUAAACUGGUUUUCCCUGCCACUAUAAACUCUUGAUUAUCAUACACGGUAAUUAUUAUUAUUAUUAUUAUUAUUAUUAUUAUUAUUAUUAUUAUUAUUAUUAUUAUUAU
Messenger RNA from Aplysia californica (California sea hare), 2452 nucleotides. RefSeq lists its product as uncharacterized. The coding region runs from base 359 to 802 and encodes 147 amino acids. The record is from RefSeq and is a predicted model, not a curated record. Lineage: Eukaryota; Metazoa; Mollusca; Gastropoda; Aplysiida; Aplysiidae. The transcript is spliced from 3 exons.